This is a messenger RNA of Rhipicephalus sanguineus (brown dog tick), 821 nucleotides long. RefSeq lists its product as uncharacterized. The coding region runs from base 1 to 660 and encodes 219 amino acids. The transcript has 2 exons. Lineage: Eukaryota; Metazoa; Arthropoda; Arachnida; Ixodida; Ixodidae. The record is from RefSeq and is a predicted model, not a curated record.
AUGGCUGUUGCGGACAGCCAAUACCUAUUCAGGCUCAUAGACGUCGGCGCCCCUGGAAGAUUCAGCGAUGGUGGCGUGUUCAAGGACUCUCCCAUUGGAGAGCGACUGAAGCAGGGAAAGCUCGGCUUGCCCAGGGCUGCUUCGCUGCCAGGGUCAUCCAAAAGUUGCCCUCAUGUGUUCGUUGAAGACGAGGCAUUUCAACUUCGACCUGACUUCAUGAAACCUUUGUCAGGCAGCCGGACCGACCCAAAGGACAUCAUUUUCAACUAUCGUCUCAGCCGUGCAAGACGGUGCAUCGAAAAUGCGUUUGGCAUUCUCACAGCGAGGUGGCGGAUCUAUCACAGGGUGAUCGACCUUAAACCUGAAAAUGUUGACUAUGUAAUCAAGGCGACUUGUGUGCUGCAUAACUUCUUGUGCCUGGAGUGUGGCGGUGGAGAGUACUACUGCCCAGUGGGUUAUGCUGACUCUGAGGACACUUUUGGGAAUCUUCGUGGGGGUGCAUGGACGGAAGACAUUGGAGCUCAACGAAUGUUUCCCUUACAAGGCGCGCGAGCUGGGAAGUGCUCACGGUGUGCAAGCGAUGUUCGCUCUUCCUUCAUCGAUUUUUUUUCAAACGAAGGGCAAGUACCGUGGCAGUGGAAACUGCCAGGACUACGGUGAACAGUGUGCACAUAAAUGAUGUUCAAGUACAUUUCCAAUAUGAAUACAGCUUAAGUACUUCAGAGCUAGAUUAUUCUGACACACUGCAGUGCAAAAAAAAAUGCACAGAACUCAAAACACGUACAGAACACAAACGAUGACAUAGCUGCCGUAGGUCGGCA